This is a messenger RNA of Populus nigra (black poplar), 1374 nucleotides long. Its product is annotated as UPF0481 protein At3g47200-like. NCBI's taxonomy places the organism in Eukaryota, Viridiplantae, Streptophyta, Magnoliopsida, Malpighiales, Salicaceae. The transcript has a single exon. The record is from RefSeq and is a predicted model, not a curated record. The coding region runs from base 1 to 1374 and encodes 457 amino acids.
AUGUCCGAAAUUGUUAACAAUGAGAUCCAUUCUGCUUCCCCUAGAUGUGAUGAUUGGCUAGUAUCGAUAAUGAGUCCUGAGAGGAAAGAGCCAAAGAUUUCAACUAUUCCAAGGGUUCCAUCAAUGUUUCGUAAAAUUCAAUCAAACAAGGAUUGUUACGAUCCAUCAGUGGUCUCCAUUGGCCCCUAUCACCAUGGGGAGGAAAAAUUAAUGGAAAUGGAGAAGCUCAAGGAUACAUACGCCCGCCAGUUCGCCGAAGAUACCAAAAUACCCAUUCAAGAAAUAUACAACGCGGUGGAAGCAGUGGCAAAGAAUGUAAAAGAUUGCUAUAUAGAAGACUCAACAAAAAAUCUCGACAACCAGCAAUUUGCCAGGAUGAUGUUUCUUGAUGGUUGCUUCGUUGUCCAAUUCCUCUUCUGCCUCUAUCAGCAGCCUGAAAAUCUGGAGAUGAGUAGACACGAUGCUGCUUUGGUAACAAAGGACUUGUUCUUACUCGAGAACCAACUCCCUUUUGAAGUUCUCACCAAAUUGAUGAGUUUCAGAAAGCUGGAUCGCAAAGCUUGGAUGAAAAUUCUUACAGAUUUCUGCGAUCAAGUUCGUGCAUCUCCCGCUGGAACAGAGCUUAAGGAAAAGAUAACAAAAAUUUUUCGUGGAUUGCAAAAAUCAUUAACGAUACGGAAUCCCCAAGGUAUCGCAGCACGUGAUCGGCCUGCAGAUGCAGCCCAUCUUCUUGAACUUUUACAUAAGCAGUUUUGCUCUGGAACGAUUGUAUCAGAAAACGCUGAGAAGAGUUCGAGCAAGAACAAUUCUCAAAUGAACUGGUACCGUUAUUAUCCUGCUGAGGAGCUUAGGAACAUUGGCAUCCAUUUCAAGCCAAGCAAGACUGAUCUUUUCACCGAUGUCCAGUUCAAACGGAGAUGGCUGAUCACUCGAAGUCUCUAUAUUCCUCCAUUAAGAAUAGAUAGCUCUACCAAGUCCUUGCUUUUAAACUUGGUGGCCUAUGAAGCAUGCCUUAAUAAAUCUCGGGUCACUUCUUACGUAUGCUUCAUGGAUUCAUUGAUUGAUACCCCUAGAGACGUGCAGGUGCUGCGAUCGAAGGGCAUACUCCUCAACACUCUAGGAAGUGAUGAACAAGCUGCAGAACUCUUCAACCAGAUAGCCAGCCACUUGAUACCCGAUCCUUAUGCUUACAUUCAGGUUAAAUCCAGCAUUGAAAAGGAGCAUAGGAAAGUCAUAAGGAAAUGGGUAGCCAUGUGGCUGCGAGUUUAUUUUAAUAGUCCAUGGACCUUUAUUGCAUUUGUUGCUGCAACUUUUACCAUCAUACUAACUGCCAUUCAGACCUAUAUAGCACUAUUCCCUCUCAAGGAUCGGUGA